Funneliformis geosporum is the source of this 125-nucleotide messenger RNA. The record is from the annotation of a GenBank genome assembly. Lineage: Eukaryota; Fungi; Glomeromycota; Glomeromycetes; Glomerales; Glomeraceae.
AGAAACUAAUUUAGUUCCUAUUCGAAAAUUUUCUGGAAAAACUGAUGAGGAUCCAAACGAUUGGCUCAUUCACUUUGAAAAAGCUGCUAAAGCAAAUAAUUGGACUUCAGAAAGAAUUAGAAAUA